AUGGAUAAUAAGAGAAAACGUAACGGUAACGAUGAUUUUACUGGUGAUUCUCAUUUGAAAUCUAGAAGCUUACAUAAAGAUGAGGACAGUAUUAUAUGUAAUGAUCCUCCAUGUAACGGUAUAGCAGUUAGUGCUAAGUAUUACCCUUCGCAUGUAGAAAUGUAUCAUGACCAAACAUGCAUAGAAUGUGGUAAGAACCUCGUUAAAGAAUCGUUGUUAAAUUUGCACCAAGAAGAAGUACAUAAUCCUUUAUUUUAUGGUCGUAGACUCCGAUGUUUUGAAUCCGAUUGUUUACAAGAGUUCGAAUCGCAUGCUCAACGUCGCAAGCAUUUGAUUGAGUUUCACCAUUACCCUUGCGACGAUGAUAAACUAGAUAUGAUAUACACAGGUUAUAGCUUAAGCCUUACUUGA
Messenger RNA from Eremothecium sinecaudum, 411 nucleotides. Its product is annotated as HBL149Cp. The record is from RefSeq and is a predicted model, not a curated record. Lineage: Eukaryota; Fungi; Ascomycota; Saccharomycetes; Saccharomycetales; Saccharomycetaceae. Bases 1 to 411 code for a protein of 136 amino acids. The transcript has a single exon.